AAGAAAAGGGGGGAAAGACCCCCCCAGCAAAACUCUACUGCAAAGCGUUGACAACGGAGCAGGGCUUUGCAAAAGCGCAGUUGGCAAACGAAGGAUCCGCACGGGUAGCAUCCAUUCACUUUCGCUUGGAGAAAAAAGAAUUAUAUGCAUUUGUUUCAGAGUAGCUUCUGUUGUUAUUUCUUCCCUUGCCUUCGAUCCUUUCUUUUCUCCCAACCCUCAGUUGGUACACUGCUCUGCAAUAAGACAAAUUCUGCUUGAACAUCAGGGAGGUUUCGCCCCCUCUCCCCUCCCCACCCCCUCUCCUUUCCCCUCCCCGUCUCUGGCUUAUGCAAGGAUUUGGUGGUGGGGUGUUUUGUUUUUUUUGUUUUGAAGUUUUUCCUCUCCACUGGGGUCGAGUUUAAAGACGGCUUUUUUAACCCCUCUCUCUUUCCACAAGAUCGAGGGUGGGGGAACAUAUUUUAUUAUUUUUAAAGACGCCGCUUCAACCAACGUAGACAGCAAAGAAGGCUGGAGACAACUAAGGCGAUGUCCAACGUACGGAUCUCGAAUGGAAGCCCUACCCUGGAGAGGAUGGAAGCCAGGCAGGCGGACUACCCCAAGCCCUCUGCCUGCAGGACCCUCUUCGGCCCUGUGGAUCGCGAAGAGCUGGCCAGGGAGCUUCAGCAGCACAGCCGGGACCUGGAGGAGGCCAGUCGAAGGAGGUGGAAUUUUGACUUUUACAGUUACCAGCCCCUGGGAGGCAGGUACGAGUGGCAAGCCGUGGGCCAGGAUACCCUGCCUGAGUUUUACAGCAGACCCCCGAGGCUGAGCAAAGCCCUGGCCAAGUCCGCUAGCCAGAAGCCGCACUUCGGGGGUUUGGACGUCAACGGCAACUGCUCCUCAGCGGGAUUUAUACGCUCUCAGGGAAGCUCUGAUGAAGAGGACGUUCUGGGUCCCGAGCAAAAGACUGAGACAGCGGGACCUCAAAUGGAUUUAGCGGGCCAGAGCGCUGGGCAAAGGAAACGACCUGCUUCGGAUGAUUCCUUUCCUCAGAACAAAAGAGCCAACAUGACAGAAGAGGUGAUUUCAGAAGACGCUCCCAGUGCCAGUUCAGUGGAACAAACACCCAAGAAAUCCAGCCCAAGGCGGUGUCAGACGUAAAUUGUUUAUUAGAAUUAAGAACAUUUGUUUCCUUGUUCUUUGGAGGCAUCGGGUUCAUGAAGCAAGGAAGAUGCAGAGUGUGAGUGUGUGUGUGUGUGUGUACAAGCGUGUGUAUAUGAGAGAAAGAAAGAGAAAACAUAUCACUGAUUCUCCAUGGGAUGGAGAACUCAUACAAGCACUGAAACAAACCUAUAAUUGAGUAACACUAAAGUCAGGCACUCUUAAAAGAUCUGCCUCUUAAAGCAUUGGAUGUAGCAUUCUGCAAUUAGGUUUUUCCUCAUUUGCUUCAUUGUACUACCUGUGUAUAUAGUUUUUACAUUAUGUAGCACAUAAACCUCUCUUCCCUACCCUCAUCUUUUUUGUCUGUCUGUCCUGGGAAGGGUGGAGAUCAUGAAAGGUGAUGGGUUCAAAAUCUGUUUCCAAAUCCCAGCAAGCAAAGACUUUUAUGAAGAGAAGAAGCAUGCAUGUUUAAUUAUUUCUUAAAGAUGUAUUGUCCCUUUUAAUGGAGACAAAGACUUUAAACAAAAAAUCAACAUGUUAACACUGGUUACAGUAGAUUAAUGGAAUCUGCUGUUGAAAUUUCAUUUCAUUUAAUUAAAGACAUAAUCCAGUGGGUACAUUUUUCUGUGCUAAAACCUACCACAAAGAAUGGGGGCUGAGAAAUAAUACAUUCAUUUUAAUGGGGCUUUUCCAGGAAAAUAUCCCAUGGGAUUAUGUCCUAAAUUGUAUGUAGAAACUCUUUCUAUUAUGUAGCAGCAUAAAGGGGUCCCACCCCUGAAAUACGUUAAAGUGCCCUUUUCUAAAAUGUUUUCACCAUCUGUAAUAUUUUACACUUCAAAAACAUCAGGAAAAGUUUCUUCAUUGUCAGAGCAAUAUGACAGUGUAACCAUUUGCCUAGAGAGGUUGUGGGCUCUCCCACACUAAAGACAGUUGAAAGGAAACAGGACAGUCAUCUGAGAGGAACGGUGUAAAUUGGUGACCUGCAACAGCAGGGGUUUAGACCUGAUGGCCUUCUUGGCCCCUUCCAACUCUACUAUUCCAUGAUUCUAUGAUCAUUUAAAUUCAUGUUCUGAAUAGAAUGGAGGAAUUUCAGCCUCUUCAUCUCAGACACUUCUGAUGUUCAUGGGUGGGUAAAUGAAAAGGAAUACUACAUCUUUAAACAGUAUUUUUACAUUGCUUUUGUUUUUUUAAAUAAAAGUUUUGAAAUGUACCUGUGUACAUAACUUUGUAAAGACACUGAGAAAUUAUACUAACUUAUUUAUGUUAAAAGAAUUUUUUAAUCUAGAAGAUAUUUUCCCAUAAAGCCAAAGCGGCAUGUGUUUUUGUGCAUUUGUAAAUGCUCUAUUUGGUAGGGUUUUGUUUUUUAGUUGGGGGGAUUUGUUUUAAUUAAUAUGGCUGUGCUUAAAUGAUUGCAGACUGAGCCAAGUUUAAUAUUUUUUGUAAUGUGUGAAAACAGUUGCCAAUUGAUAUUGUUUUACAUCAAGCAAUCAAUAAAGAAAACUGCCAUAUAUAAA
Messenger RNA from Varanus komodoensis (Komodo dragon), 2654 nucleotides. RefSeq names its product cyclin dependent kinase inhibitor 1B (gene CDKN1B). Bases 526 to 1140 code for a protein of 204 amino acids. The record is from RefSeq and is a predicted model, not a curated record. Gene Ontology annotation, biological process: G1/S transition of mitotic cell cycle; negative regulation of cell population proliferation; regulation of cell cycle. Gene Ontology annotation, cellular component: nucleus; cytoplasm. The transcript is spliced from 3 exons. Gene Ontology annotation, molecular function: cyclin-dependent protein serine/threonine kinase inhibitor activity; protein-folding chaperone binding. NCBI's taxonomy places the organism in Eukaryota, Metazoa, Chordata, Lepidosauria, Squamata, Varanidae.